AUGGCAGAGACACCCGUUCUCUCUCUCCUACUGGCCCUUCUGAUGUGGGUGGGGCCCGCUAGCCCCUCCCCCACACUCUUGCUCCGCCCCCGGGAGAGGGAGCGAGACCUGGGGUCGUCCAGCAACUUCAACAUCGCUGUCAUCCACUCUGGGCCCUCGCCGUAUUCUGACACCGGGAUGAGUGUAUCGGGAUCCGGAGCCGGGGGCCGGGUGCUGUACCCCGGGGUGAGCUCGGGACGCAUUUCCAGCAGUCUGGGGGAGAGUGUAGUGACUCAGUGGGGCUCUGCCAAUGUGAUCUGGCUGGCGGUGAACGACAGCAGCCCCAGGACCCUCCUGCUGCAGCUCUGCGAGCUCCUGGCUACGCGACCCCUGCAAGGACUGGUGUACGAGGAGGAGCGGCCCCCUCCGGUCCCCCGAGGCCCCCUGGCGCCCAUGCUGGAGUUCGUCUCCGCCCAGACAGGGCUUCCCAUUGUGGCAGUCGGAGGCGGAGCGGGUCUGGGGCGGAUGCCGCAGGAGAGCGGCUCCAUCUAUCUACAGUUCAGCUGCUCCACAGCACUCCAAUUGGAGGUGAUCUUUGAGGUGCUGGAGGAAUACGAUUGGACGGCCUUUUCGGUCGUGUCCACCCGUCACCAUGGCUACCAGGACUUCCUGUCGAUCGUGGAGGGCCUAACGGACGGCUCGUUUAUCGGCUGGGAAAAGAAGAGCGUCGUGAUGCUGAACCUAACAGACGACCCCGGGGGUGCUCGCACCAGGAGGCUGCUGAAGGAGAACGAGGCCCAGGUGCGCCUGCUGUACUGCUCGCAGGAGGAGGCCGAGCAGGUGUUCAAGGCAGCCUGGGCCGCGGGUCAGGCCGGGCCGUCCCACAUGUGGUUCGCAGUGGGACCCGCUCUGGCCGGCUUGGGUCUCGAAGGGCUUCCCAGGGCUCUGUUUGCCGUGAGACCGCAGGGCUGGAGGGACGAGCCCAGGAGGAGGAUUGCCAGGGGCGUGCUGGUGCUCACUCAUGGGGCUGUGGCUUUGAGGAAGGAGUAUGGAGCUGCAGGGGGUUUAAACUUUGUCAGCAACUGCCAGACAGACAGCAACCACACUCAAAGGAUACCUGACAGGAUAAGGUUCUUCAGCAACAUAACGCUGGGAGGGCGAGAUUACUCCUUCAACAGCGACGGCUAUCUGGCCAACCCUUCCCUGGAUGUGAUCUCAUACACACCUGGAAAAGGCUGGGAGGAGGUUGGCUGGUGGGAGAACGGGGUGCUGAGGCUGCGAUACCCGGCCUGGUCUCGCUACGGACCCUUUCUACAGCCUCCGGAUGAUGCGCAGCACCUGCGCGUGGUCACGCUGGAGGAGCGUCCCUUUGUCAUCGUGGAGCCUGCUGACCCCGCGUCUGGCACCUGCAUCCGUGACUCCGUCCCCUGCCGGCGACCCCUCAACGACAGUGUGACUAUGGAGGGUAUGGUGCCCAUGAAACAGUGCUGCAAAGGCUUCUGCAUCGACAUUCUCAAGCGACUGGCCAAAAUCGUGGGCUUCACCUAUGACCUCUACCUAGUAACUAAUGGAAAACACGGAAAGAAGAUUGAUGGGGUGUGGAAUGGAAUGGUGGGAGAGGUGGUGUACAAGCGUGCAGACAUGGCCAUCGGUUCCUUAACUAUCAACGAGGAGCGCUCCGAAGUGGUGGAUUUCUCCGUGCCGUUCGUGGAGACGGGCAUCAGCGUGAUGGUUUCCCGAAGCAACGGCACCGUUUCGCCCUCAGCGUUCCUUGAGCCCUACAGCCCCGCCGUGUGGGUGAUGAUGUUCGUGAUGUGCCUGACCGUCGUGGCAGUGACCGUCUUCAUCUUCGAGUACUUCAGCCCCGUCGGGUACAACCGCAGCCUACAGAGUGGCAAGAAGGCGGGGGGCUCCAAGUUCACCAUUGGAAAGUCGAUCUGGCUGCUGUGGGCUCUGGUGUUCAACAACUCGGUCCCGGUGGAGAACCCCAAGGGCACCACUAGCAAGAUCAUGGUGCUCAUCUGGGCCUUCUUCGCCGUCAUAUUUCUGGCCAGCUACACCGCCAACCUGGCUGCCUUCAUGAUCCAGGAAGAGUACAUCGACACUGUCUCUGGGCUUAGCGACAAGAAGUUCCAGCACCCCACGGAGCAGUACCCACCUCUCAAAUUCGGGACGGUCCCCAACGGCAGCACCGAGAAGAACAUCCGGAGCAAUUACCCCGACAUGCACCAGUACAUGAUGAAAUAUAACCAGAGAGGAGUGGAAGAAGCCAUCACUAACCUCAAGACUGGCAAGCUGGACGCCUUCAUUUACGACGCAGCGGUGUUGAACUACAUGGCCAGGAAGGAUGAGGGAUGUAAGGUGAUGACCAUUGGCUCAGGCAAGGUCUUCGCCACCACGGGCUACGGCAUUGCCCUGCACAAGAACUCACGCUGGAAGCGUCCCUUGGACCUCGCUCUGCUCCAGCUGGUGGGAGACGAUGAGAUUGAGAUGCUCGAGCGCCUCUGGCUGUCAGGGAUCUGCCACAAUGACAAGAUUGAGGUGAUGAGCUCCAAGUUGGACAUCGACAACAUGGCGGGAGUAUUCUACAUGCUGCUGGUGGCCAUGGGCCUGAGCCUUCUGGUCUUUGCCUGGGAACAUCUGGUCUACUGGAAACUGCGCCACUGCAUGGGCCAUUCCGGCAAGCUGGACUUCCUCCUGGCCUUUAGCAGAGGAAUGUACAGUUGCUGCAGCUUUGAAGAUGAAACAGCCCCAGGGGGAGCAAAAUCAACUCUCCCUCCUCAUCACCAUGCCUCUGUGGGGGCCCCUCCUCCCCAGGCUCAUGUUGUCACGACAGCUGUUGCCAACCCUGCGAUCACCAUGGCACAACAACAGCAGCCGCCACCGCAGCAAGCUUACAAAACUCCUCUGCCGGGGUCCCCGCCAACGGUAGCACAUUCAGGGUCGGCCCUCGGGCCCUCCAGUACUCCCGUUUUGAGCGCUCCGCUUCCCUGUUCCACGUUUCUGCCCCGCCCUGACCGCAGGUUGGCUGUGGUAGACCGCUGGAGGCUCCCGAAGACCGCUCCUGCCAAUCAAAUGGCUGUAAGGAGUGGCAUCUCGGAAAUGGGCGUCUACCCUCAGAAGGUAGCCCCGGCCUGGGCAGGCGCAGGGGCCGGAGGUCUGGAUGGAUACAAACGUUACUACGGUCCCAUCGACCCCGAGGGCUUGGGGCCUUGCGUGGACCCUCAAGCGGCUGGUUCACAAACACCAAAAACAGGUCAGGGGAAGGGGGUUAAGCCUUUGGGGACGCCGCGGUUGCCACCUAAAAGCCAGGCCCCUGCCCCCUUGCCCCCUAAUCCUCCACUGCCGCAACCCUCUCCCCCUCUCCCUUCCUCCUUCUGGAGAAAGCGACGCCCCAAGAAGCCAAAGGACUCAGGGGGACCUUUGUACGAGAAUAUUCUUCCCUUGGGAAGACAUGGGGCAGGGGGUAGGGAUGGAGGUGGUAGAAGAAGCUGCCACUCUCCAUCUCUGCCCUUGCCUGUCCCCGUUCCCCUGUCCCCUACCUACACUCCUCCUUCCCCGUCUCCCUCUCUCCCCUACACAUCGACCUCCAGUUCCUCCUCUACCUCUAGCUCAUCCUCCUCAUCUUCAGCAUCCUCCUCCCGCUCCUCCUCACCCUCCUCCACGGCUUCCACUGCAUCCUCCAGGAGUUCUAGGGAGAGGGAGGAAGGCAUGGAGGAAGAAGAGGAUGAAGAGAUGGAAGAACUGACAGAGGAGUCCAGCCUCCUGUUAGGGCGGGAUAGAGAACGGUCCCUCAUAUCUCCUCGCUCUCUGACCCAUGGUCCCCCACCUCCACCUGUGCCCCCCCGCAAGCCCCGCCAACAGAAAGGGGAGAGGGAGCGUGUACGGGAGCGAGGCGGGAGCCAGCUAGCCCAGCUUCAGGAGUGGUGGGCCAACUGGGGGGAGAAGGAGCGGGAGCGAGAAAGGGAGCGGGAAAGGGACCGGGAGAGGGAAAGGGAAAGGGAGAGGAACAAGGAAAAAGAGAGGAAGAAGAAGAAGAAAAAGAACAAGAAGAGGAAAAAGCGAGAGGAGCGAGAGAGAGAGCGAGAGAGGGAAAGGAAACGGCAUAAAGUGAAAAAGAAGAAAAAGAAAGCCCUGAAAACGAAGAAGAGAAAGAAAGGGACGAUAGGAAAACGCUCUGAGACGGAGGAGGGCGACCUGGAGCCUGAGAGGGACGUGGAGGGGGACAGGGAAAGGGAUGGCGCGGUAUCCCAGGGCUACUCCUACUCUGCACAGUUCCGCAGCUCUUUUGGGGAAAAGGGUGGUGGGAUGAAUAGGGAUCCUGCCUGGGAGGGAGAGAGGGACAGAGGGAGGAGAGAGGGAGAAGGCGAAGGGCCUGACAGGCAGGAGGAGGAAAGUGGCAGGAGCCGGGACAGGCGCCCCAAGGGAGCCCACUCCCACUCCCACUCCAGACAGCGAACAGCCAGCAGCAAGCGCUACCCCAAUCUGAACAAGCUCCCGGCAUCUGUCAAGUUUUGGGUGAGCGGAGGAAAUGGCGGGGAACCGGCUCCUGACACCUCUCACUCUUCCGCCCUGCACCCGCUGCUCCCUUCCUCCUCGAAGCGCCGGAGGAGCGCAGGGAGCGACAGAGAAGCCGGCGGGAGGGGGGGUGAGAGGCGACCCUUGCUGCUACACUACGAAAGGAGCAGGGCCCACACAAGAGAGGGCCUCUCUUUCCACGAAUGGGACUCGGAGGAUGACGACGACGAGGACGAUGAGGAUGUGGGGGAAGAGAGGGAGCGAAUGGAGGAGCGAGGACGAAGAAGUGGAGGCAGGAGGGUGGUGUCAGAAUCUGAGAGAGAUAGGGAGAGGGUGGAGGAAAGCUAUUCGGACGAGGGGUCCUCUGGAGAAUUUGGUCAGUUUGAAAGGUACUGGGAGGGCAGCGCGGGUGGAGGCGCUUCUGGGAUAGGUGGAGGCGGCUGGUUUUUUGGGACCUAUCCUGCCAGGGAGAAAGGGGGCAGCAUAAACAGUAGGGACGACUCUCUUCUGGGGCGAGGGGACGGAUGGGGGGCCAGCGGUGAUAUCUGGGGCUCAGGCGGUACAUUUGGAUGGGGGUCGGCCGGUGGAAGCGGAGGGCUCGGAUCUCAGUGGCCUCCCCCGCCCACAGCUCUCCCACCCCCACGCAGAUACUGGUCCGUAGAUAAGCUCCCUAUGAAAGGUGAGAGGAAAUGGAAAGGUGGGGGGAAGGGGAAAAGCAAGGCGCGCGGCCGGGAGCCGGAGUCCACUGCGUGCUUCUGCCACUACCCUCACGAUCACCCUCACGAUCACCCUCACGCACACCCCAAACGGGAAGGGGCCUCCUCCCAUAGCCAGGAGGAGCUGUUGCCGCACUGCCACAGCUUCAGCGGCGGCUCCCGGCCCAAACCGCUGCCCCCUAAGCCCGAGUCGGGCCAGACCAAGUCCGGGAGCCAGUCCAACCUCAGCAGCCAGCAAGUCCAGCUGACCGAGCACCCUCCCCAGCCAUCGCCGUCUCCUCCGCAGGCCCUCCCGGCUCUCCCCUCUUCCUCACUUCCUACCCCGUCUUCUUCCUCCCUUCCUGUUCCCAUCCCUCCGCCUCCAUCUGCCUCCUCCGUUUCUCCGCCCUCUCUCAUCUCCCCUACUACGGGUACCUCUCAGACUAGCGCCAGCGCCAAGCUCCAGUACCAGAGACUACGGUCGGUGCCCCAGCCACGAAGGUUCUACUCCCCUCACCUGCCCCUCAAAGCCAAGAGCCUGUGCUCUCGGAGAGGCUCAGCCCAUUUUUCCAGUCUUGAGAGCGAAGUAUGA
Molecule: messenger RNA, 5784 nt
Organism: Scleropages formosus (Asian bonytongue)
Lineage: Eukaryota; Metazoa; Chordata; Actinopteri; Osteoglossiformes; Osteoglossidae
Gene: grin2db
Product: glutamate receptor, ionotropic, N-methyl D-aspartate 2D, b
Exons: 15
Coding region: 1-5784 (1927 amino acids)
Biological process (GO): monoatomic ion transport
Cellular component (GO): membrane
Molecular function (GO): signaling receptor activity; ligand-gated monoatomic ion channel activity
Source: RefSeq, a predicted model, not a curated record